Molecule: messenger RNA, 3577 nt
Organism: Closterium sp. NIES-67
Lineage: Eukaryota; Viridiplantae; Streptophyta; Zygnematophyceae; Desmidiales; Closteriaceae
Source: the annotation of a GenBank genome assembly
AGCUUCAUGCGUGGUCUAGUUUCUUCAGCAGUCCACUGCUUCACUAGCUUUCCGUUCUAGCGACUUGAGAAAAACAAGUUCUGAAGCUCUCUCUCAUUACCUAUACAACCGCGGCUUUGUCGAGCGUCACCAUGUCCAAGUCAGUUGCCGUCGGUAGCCUCCGGGCUGCCAGUCGCGACGGCUUAUCUUCAACGUCAUUCCUAACUCACUUAAAGCUCCGGCCUUCAACGUACCGCGGCUCCACUUCCACUUCUCUCCGCGUUGGUCCCUCAAUCCGCGCGGUUCUGGACAAACCCUCGAGCAACACCAGCGGCGGAAGCAGCAGCAGCAGCAGCAGCAGCAGCAGCGGCGGCGGCGGCAAUGUCAGCGGAAGCCGGUUCAGCCGGAGCAACGCCGGCCAUGAUUCCCUGGACGUCGCUCGGGCUGCACUGGAGCGGCUAUUCUCGCAGAACUACCGACAAGACCUGAAGCCUGAGGUCGACUCCACGAAGUUUCUUGAAGACGCAAUUGCUCAGCUCGAAAUGGACCUGUCGACGGUGUUCGAAGCCAUGCGGGAGAAAGAAGAGGAGCUCGCUGAAGCGGAGCAACGGCUCCUGUUUGACCGGUCGAAUUUGGACUCAGCGCGUGAAUUGAUUCAGGAACGAGAGGCUCGCCUUGUCAAGAGUCAGGCGGCUCAGGUGACUUUGAGGGAAGACGCUGAGAAGAUUCGGGCUACGCUGGCGGAACAGACGGAGGAGCUGGCAUCGGCUCGAAAGGAUCUUGAAUUGAGGAAUAAGGAGAUCCGCGACGCUAAGGACGGGUUGGCUAAGAAGGAAGAGGAGAUUACCCGAGCCCACGCGGCGAUUCGAGCACGGAAUGAGAAGCUGGGGCUUGCCGAAACUGAGCUCAAGGCUCGGGAGGGCCAGCUUUUAGCUUCGACUGCGGAGGUCCGGCAACUGCGGUUGGAUCUGAGAUCUGCGGUUGCCGACAAGAAGCGGCUGCAGGAGGAGCUGGAAGAUUCGCGGAAGGAGCUGCUCCGUCAGGAGGGCAAGCUUGUCGCCAUGGAGGCAGAUUUGGAGAAAAGAGCCGGCAUUGUGACGGCGGCUCAAAAGGAGAUUAAGAUCCUCCAGAAGCAUCUGAAGAACUCCGCAACAACUGGAGAGGCCGCGAGUCGCGAGCUGGCGCAAGCGAAGAAGAUGAUCGGCGCGGUUAAAGUGGAGCUUAAGGUCUCCAACGAGUCGCUAAACAAAUUCCGGUCCGAGGUCCACGAGCUUAAAGCCGCCGUCGUGAAGCAGGACCGCGAAGCGUCGAACGCGGCGAUGCUGCUGAAGAAGCGGGAGAGGGAGCUCGAGCGAGCGAACUCGGAUCUUGCCAAGGAGAAGGAGACCCUGCAGAUGGCUCGCGCCGCGGUCCUGGAUGUGGAGAUUAAGUUGAAGCACGAGAUGGACGCGUGCGAGACGCUCGCGAUGGAGGUCCGCGACGCGCGGACGAAGCUUCGCGCAGCCACGGCCGAAGCUGCGGAGCUCCGUAAAGACGUCCGGCAGGCCGAGUCCCAACUCAUGGACGCGAAGCUGUCCCUUCAACUUAAAGAGGCCGAACUCGUGGGACUUCGCCUGGACCUACAAGAGACGCAAUCGGAUCUGUCUUUAUCGAAGCAGGACCUCAGAUCCCGGACGGAGGAGCUCGAGUCCGCGGUAAGCGCGCUGGAGGGGCUCCGGCGUGAGCUGGCAGCGGUGAAGCUGGAGCUGCAGGUUAAGGAGGAGCGCAUGGAGGCGUCUGAUAGGGCCCUGGAAUUGCGGGAGGAGUCGAUUGGGGUGAUGGAGGUGAAGCUGGAGGGCAGCAACGCGCGAUUGGCGGCGGCGGAAACGGCGGUCGAGCAGAUCGCGGCGCUCUCGCGGAAGCUCGCGGAUUCCGCGCUGGCCGCGGGGGGGUUCGACAUGGGGGUGCUGCCGUCCGAGAGAGCAGUCCAGAGCGGUGGUGCGGGGUUGGGGAGGGUGCGAAGCGGGAAGAUGCUGGUGGGGGAGAGUGUUCUGCUGGCGGAGACGAAUCGGGAGCUGUUUGCUGCCAGCCGCGCGCUGCUGGAGAAGGAGCACGUGAUGCUGUUGCUGCAGGAGCAGGAGCAAGAGCAGAGGGCGCAGAACGAGCGCCUACUGGAGCAGCUGCGAGCAGCAAGGGCGGCCCUCGGGGCGAAGCAGACGGAGCUGGACUCGGUGAAGUCGCUCUUGGCGGAGCGGGAGGAGGAGAUCCGGCAGCUCAGCGCGCGGUGGGAGGAGCGGGAAGGCGCGCUGGCGACCAUGCGCGCGGAGGUGAUUGCGGGCGCGCGGGAGAUCGCGCAGCUAAGAGACGUGAUCAAAUCCGCCUCGGCUGUCAAGUCAGGGCAGGCGGCAGGGCAGGCAGGGGAGGGGCAGGAAGCAGUGGAGAUUUCUCAGGCGGAUUUGGUGGCGCAUGAAGUGGUCAAGCUGGAGCUCGAGGUGGCGAAGGUGGAGGUGGAAACGGCCAUGUCAGCCCUGCAAGGCCUGGCGGAUCUGAGCGCGCAGCUCAAGGCAGGGGUCUGUGAGGAGCGCAUGCUGCCUGAAUCCUCAUCACCAGCAUCAGCAUCCCACUCAGCUGCUUCCGCCUGUCAACUAUUCGACACCAAAUCUGUGCUGGCCUCUGCCACUACUCCGGCCAGCAGAGGAAGCCAGCAGGACGGAGAGGAGCAGAAGCAGCAGCAGCAGCAGCGGAUGCAGCAGCAGCAGGAGCAGGAGGAGCGGAGGCAGAGGGAGGAGGAGGCGCGGAUGCAGCAGCAGCUGAAGGAGCGGGACAAUGCGCUGCACAUGGCAGUCAGGGCCAUGGCCAAUCUUACCAGGCUCACCCAGAAACUCGCUGCUGAUGCGGAGGCAGAGCUGGGGGGAACGCAGCCGAUGCUGCAGAUGUAGGCAGGAGGAGUGGAGACAGUGGGAGGAGGCACGCGUGCAGCAGCAGCUGAGGGAACAGGACAACACACUGCGCAUGGCAGUCAGAGCCAUGGCUAACCUCACCUGGCUCACCCAGAAGCUGCCAGCUGAUGCCGAAGCUGACCUCGGGGGGACGCAACCGGUGCUGCAGAUGUGUAGAUGUGGUUGGGUGCUGGUGGCUGUGCUGAGUGUGGCUGUGCUGCUGGUGGUGGUGCUGCUGGUGGCUCACCAGCCUAACCCAGAAGCUGCCAGCUGAUGCCAAUGCAGAACUUGGGGUCGCAAUUUGAGAUUCGCAACCUGUGCUUCUGAUGUGGACGUGGGUGGGUGCUGGUGGCUGGCUGAACGUGGCUGUCAGGCCGGGGGGUGCUCCAAGGGGCGGGCUGGGUGUUGCUUAUGUUGGGUGCUACCAGGUGCAUACCGUUGGAAAGAAGGAAUGGAGCUGGCAUGCUUGCUGUUGGGACCAUGGUACGGUAUGCUUUAUGGUAUACUGUCUUGCUUAUGGAGAGCUAACAGGUGUAGGCUUCGUCCACUCAAGACUUGCAUGCAUCAGUGUGAACGCGUUGGUAGUGAUUGGGUAUUUUGCUCUCCAUAUUGUACUGUACAUGAUGCUUCGGCUUGUUGCCGUUACGGUGGUCUAAAUGCCAUAAAGUCGCCAGUCCUAA